CUGGGAUGCAGACCGGCGAGUGCCUAUAGAUCUAAGUCACGGCCUCUAGGCCCACCGGCAGUUCGCACAGAUCGCUGGCGUAACCGUGCCAGCUCGAAUUCAGACAGCUCGUUGCUCUGCACACCGCACACCGAGCCUGCAGGCUGUGGGCAGCAGCAAUAGGACAUGGGCAGAUACGGCGGCGCCUUCGCCGGCCGCGUCGACGACGCCGCGGACACGUCGGCCGAGGCAAAAGAGCAACGCGUCCGCGCCCUGUUCCCGGCAAACGCCCUGCCCGCGACGACGCUCAUCGUGCCGGAGACGCAAACACGGGACCGCUGCCGCUUCAGCUUCUCGCGGACCACCGGUGACCUGGAGUUUGCCGAGGACGGCAUUGUAGGACCGGUCUCCGAGAACGGCCACCGCCUCGCCUCGGAACGCGUCUCAAGUGUACUGAACGCCGUCGUCAGGGAACUGACGCCGACCCUCUCGACAAAUCUGCGGGCGGCCCACGUCCACGCGCCGCGCUGCGGCUCGGAGCCCGUCGUCGCGCUCGUGUACGAAGGCGCCUCAAAUGACGAGGCAGCCUGGCGCGUUGAUGCGGAGGAGCUGCGUUCCACGGUCCAAUGCAGCCUCGUCGGCCGCUUCAAGGGCCAAGCAUUAAUCUGUGGGAACGACUUCGCGCGCGAAUUAUUAACUCUGGACGACGGCCGGGCGCUCGAGUACGAGUUCCCCGAGGGCUCGUUCUGCCAUCCCAACGGCUCGGCGAACGAGCGGAGCGAGAGCUGGCUCUGUGGUAGAGCAUUAUCAAUUGGAGGGAACCUGCUCGAGCUCUACUGCGGGGCCGGCACGCACACGUGCGCCCUAUCCAAGUACUUUGAGAGGGUCGUUGCGGUGGAAGUGGACGCGAAGCUCGUGGAGGCAGCUCAACGCAACCUGGCGGCGAAUCAGUGUGCGAACGCGACGGUCGUCGUGGACAGCGUCGGCAAGCGGCGCGGGCGCCUGCAUUCGGUGCUGAGGAAGCGUGCAUGGGACGACGUGCGGUUUGACUGCAUUUUGGUCGACCCGCCGCGGCGCGGGUUAGAUGAUGCGACGCUCGGGGCGCUCGCCGGCUUUGCGCACGUGCUCGUCGUGGCGUGCAACCCCGAGAAACUAGCAAGGGACUGCGACGUGUUGCUGCGGACGCACGCCGUCGCGGCGUUCGCCGUCGUCGACGGCUUCCCGGGAACGCCGCACGUCGAGUGCCUGGCGCACUUCGUCCGGCGCGACGACGGCGACGCCUCGGCGGCCUAG
Messenger RNA from Pelagomonas calceolata, 1272 nucleotides. NCBI's taxonomy places the organism in Eukaryota, Pelagophyceae, Pelagomonadales, Pelagomonadaceae. The record is from the annotation of a GenBank genome assembly.